AUGAGUAUAGUACAAAUUAGUGCACAAUAAACCCAGAAUAAUUUUAGAUGGUUAAUCUAAAAGCUAAUAAUGAAAAUGAAUCGAGACUCAGAUAGGAACUCUGAAGAAGCUGCCUAUCGUAUUAAUAGAGGAGCUUUGACAUGUUUUACGACUUUAUGCAACACCUUAAGCAUAAAUAAUCGAGUGAUGUAUAUUUUGAUAUUCUAAAUAGUGAAGUUAAUUUAUCUGGGUGUAAUAUUAAUGUUUACUAUGCUAUUGAAAUUAGUGGUUUGAUACAAAAAAACAAGAAUAUUUAGAUUUUAAACUUGGGUGACUGUAAAAUAAAUUCAUUUGGUUUGAGUUGUAUAUUUAAAGCUGUAAAAUUUCUUCAUUAUCCCAGAUGAUUGAUCACACAGGUCUUAAAAUUUUGAAUCUAUUCAACAAUUAAGCAUUUACAACAUAAGUUGUAUAAGAUUUUUGUAGAUAUGUAUUAGGAGGUAAAAACUUCUUAUAAGAAAUAAAUCUAUCUCAUUGCAAUAUUGAGAACUCAUUAUUAGCUUAGAUUAUGGAUAAAACUCAUAAUUUAAGUUCAUUAAGGUAGUGAAUAAUUAAUAAUAGAAAGAAGAUUGAAAUUAUCUUUGAUGAAUUUGAAUUAUGAAGGAAUAAUUGCAUUAUCUAGUAUGAUGUUGAAUUAUACAGGAAAAUUGAGUUUAGAUUAUUUAGAUAUAUCUUACAAUUAAAUAAAAAAUGAUGGUAUUGCAUUAUUGGCAAGAGCAUUAUUCAUGUCAGUCAGACUCAUUAAAAUUAAAUCCCUUAAUUUAAAUGGAAAUCAAAUUACUUAAACAGAUUAAUUAGAAUAAAUAAUUCUUAAAAUUUAAUUAGAAGAAUUAUACUUAUCUCAUAAUAAAAUUAUAGAAUUUUAAAAUUAACAUGUUCUAACAUUAAAAUUGUUAAAAAUUGAUUUAUCUCACAAUAGAAUUGAAGAAAUACCAAAUAAUUUCUUCUUAAAUGUAAUUUAUUUAAAUUUAUCUAAUAAUUUGAUUGACACUGAAGGUGCAUAUCAAAUAAGUUAAGUACUAUGUUGCAAUAUUGUUUAAUGGGCCUAUUUGGAUUUAAGUAAUAACAAAAUUAAAACUAAGGGUUUUAUAUCAAUAGUUUAUGCAUUGAUUGAGAACUUUUCUCUGAUUAGUUUAUCUGUAUCUAAAAAUCAAAUAGAUGGAGAGGGUAUCUUAGUUUAUGUGUUUAAUCAUGAAUAAAUAAGAUUAUAAUAUUUAGAUGUUUCAUUAAAUCAAUUAAGAUAUGAUAUUGUAUAUACAUUGAUUUCAAUGAUGAAAGAGUCAAAAUUAAAGACUCUUUUAUUAUCUUAAUUAAUAAAUGAUGAUAAUGAAAUAUAGAGUGGUAAAUAGGAUUGUUUUGAGAUUAAAUGUACAAAUUUAAGAGAAUUAGAUUUUAGUUAUAAUCCUCAUAUAAUGUAUCCAGUUCUAGAAUCAUUAAGUAAAUAAUAUAAUAGACUUGAAUAUUUAAAUCUAAAUUAAUGUCAACUUAAUGAACCAAUAUUAAUUGAGAGAUUAAGUUAAUUGAUAGAAAAAACUUAUACUUUAACAACAUUAUUAAUUGCACAUAAUAACUUAGGUGAUUUAAAUGUAUCUUCUUUUGAAUUUUUAAACAGUGCUUUAUCUAAAAAUUCAACAUUAAUUAAUUUAGAUAUUUCAAACAAUAAAUUAAAAAAUGCCAUUUUAUUUCUUGUUAAUGGUUUAUCAAAUUGUUGUUCUUUGAAAGUAUUGAAUAUUAGCAAUAAUUUAAUUGAUGAAAAUGAAGUGAUAAUUAGAAAAUUACCACUUCUAUUUAAAAAUAGAAAUUUAUAAUGUGUAGAUAUGUCAAAAAAUUGGAUACAUGGUUAAACUCUUUUUAAUAUUAAAGCUUAUAUAUAAAAAAUGCAUUUAUCAUUUCCAUAAUUGUUAUUAUCUAAUCUCAAACUUACAGCUGAUGAUUUAUUAAUAAUAUCUGAUAUUAUCUCAGAUAUCUAUUCAUUUAAAAUGCUUGACAUUAGUAUGAAUUAAUCAAUAGAUUAUAUGAAUAAUUUUACUGCUUUAUCUGAUAAUUAAACAAUUAGUUCAUUAACAAUAAAUAAAAUGUAAUGUCGAUUAGAAUCCUAUUAAAAUUUACAAUAAGUUUUAAAAAAAAACAAACACACUUUAAAACUCAUUGAAAUUUCCAAUACUUUAAUAUCACAUAAUUAUUUAUACACUUUAUUAUAAGGAAUGAAAUAUACAAAAUGUUUAACCUCUUUAAUUUUAGAAUAUUAAGUAAUUGAAAGUAAUGUUCUUCUAAAUGCAUUUCAUGAAUUAGUUUAAAUUAAAACAUUAAAAAAUCUUGAAUAUCUAAUUAUACAAAAAUCUACUUUAUCAAUAGAAUUUUUCUAAAUUUUGAAGGAAAUCUUAAGAUAAUCCAAUAAAUUAAUAGAAUUGGAUGUAAGUGAAAAUAGAAUUAAUAAACAUAAAUUUUAAAUCUUAUGUUAAGGUAUUACAUUAAAUAAUAGUUUAUAAAUACUUAACAUUGCAAAUAUCAAAUUGAAUGAUGAAAAAUGUUAAAUGUUAAUUUAAUCUUUACUCAAUAAUAAAACUAUCAAAUAUAUAGAUCUAUCAAGAAACAAUAUUACUUAAUAAAGUUAUUAUUAUUUCUUUACUGUAUUCAAAAAUAACAUUACACAAAUUGAAAAACUUAAAUUCUCUAAAACAAAGAAGAAAGCUUAAAUCAAAAUUUAUCCUGAUUAUAAAUUUGAUUUUCUAAUAAAUUUUAAUUAGUAAGAACCAAAUACAUUAUUGUUCUUUAAUUUAACUACACUUGAUUUAUCAAGAGUAAAAUAUCAACAAGCUAAUCUAGAAUUGAUUAUUCAGAGAAUUAAACCAAAUUCUAUAUUAUAAAAUGUUACAAAGCUUAUGUUUAAUGAAUGUUAAUUUUAAGAUUUUCAUUGUGAAUAACUUCAAUAAUUACUUUUGAAUUAAAUAAAACUAAAAGAAUUAUCUUUAGAUAAAAAUAAUAUAACAUCAGAAGGAUUUUAUAAAUUAUUUAAUAUUAUAUUAUUAAAUAAAAGUCAUUUAGAAAAAUUAACAAUAUCCAAGUAUAAAUAUUAUUAAAUGUUAUAGCAAUUUAAUAGAAAAUACAAUUUUGUAGUCGAAUUGUGAUUAAAAAUUAUCUUAUUUUAAAUUACUUAUUAUUGAUAAUAAUAAAGCACUUGGAACUUAAGAUCUAUUGCAAUUUUUAAAAAAUAACAAAGGUUUAUAUAUCUAUAAUACAUGGACUUAAAUAUCAGAGGAAUUAGCUAUCUAAAUAAUAGAAUCGUAUAUACUUUAUAGUGUGAAUUAUCAUAUAAAGAAUACACCAGAUUAUCUGAAAAAUUUAAUAAUAAGAGAUUCUAAUUUAACAGAUAAUUUUCUUAUUUGGUUUGGUACUAAAUAUUUUAAUUUUUAAUAAUUGGAAUGUAUUGAUUUUUCUGGUAGUACUAAAUUUAGUACAAGUGUUGGGAAAAUGCAUAUGUACAUUAGCAUGAUCAAUGAAUAAUUUAUGGAAUAUAAUCUAAUUUGUGGGAAGAUAGAUAAUUAAUAAAGGAUUAUUAAUAUAUUUGAUGAUGGAAUAUUGUAUUAUUUAUUGAUUAAGCUUAAAAUGUAUAUAUUAAAACGGAAUAACAGUGUGAAAUGGAUAAUUUAAAUAAUUAAUAAAAAACUCUAUUAAUAUACAGAUUUUAAAUUAAGUAGUUCACUCUAUAAAUUUUUAAGGUAAAACAAAGUUUGUAUUCGAUCCUAUUGUGUAAUUUAGAUAAUUUUUGUACCAAUAUAGGCAAUAUUAAGUGUGAUUAUAGCAUUUUAUUAUGAUUACAAUGUAGAUCCAAGAGAACUAAAAAAUGAUUGUAAAAAUUAAGAUCCUUGUUAUUUUUCUACUUAUAAUGAAUAUGCAAUAUUAAUAAGCUUGAUAUAUUUUCUUUUGGUUCUUUAUAUAUAAGUAUUGAAUUUAUAUGUGGCAGUGAAAAUAAGAGUAAAAGCAGUACCAGAUUAUUGUAUAAGAACAUUUGAAGAAAAGAAGUUUUAAAUUUAUAAUUAUCCUCAUAGAUAGGAAUUAUUUUAGUUUUUUAUUCUAUUAUUUAUAUAAGCAGAUUAUUAUUUUGAAUUUUAGGUGAUUGGACUUUGUGGUAGUUUUAUUGAUUAUUUAUAAGACAAAAACUUAAUGAAAGAAUUGUAAUAUAAAUUUUUUGUUUAACUUUUUGUCUUAUCUUCAGUUGCUAUAACAAAAUUCAUGAUUGUAAUAUACACAAAUUAUAUAAAUAUGUAUAAUUUAUUGAAAAAUUUGGAUGCUGAUUAAGCAACAUUAUUUUCAUAUAUUUGGAAAAUGAGUGAAAAUAAUUAUGUUUUAGAAAAUAUUCUAAGAUAAUAUUGUCCAUAAAUUGGAAUUCAAGUGAAAAAUCAUCUUUUAAAUAGUAGAUAAAUAUAAGAAUUAAUUUAAGCAUUAUUAAUUGAUUUGCCAUCAUUCAUAUGUAUUGGAACAUUUUAUUCCCUUGCUAGAGAAUAUUAUGAAUCAUAAUUUACAUCUCAUAUUAUCCCUUCUGCAUAUUUCAUAUUUAUGAUUGCAAAUUUGAGACUUGUUGUUGGAUUUUUCUUUCAUUUAAAUAUUGCACUUACAACAAGACCUCCUUAAGUAAAUGGGUUUGAUUUAAAUUAAACUCUAUUACAAAGAAAAUAUUAAUCAUUCUAGAAAGAAUGUGAAAAAUAGCCAUAUGGAUCCUAUGAACCACAAGAAGAUACAAAAUUAAUGAGUACAUUAAUGAAAUACAGAAGUGAAAAAUAAAUUAUUGUAGCAUUAAAUAAAAAAGAAAAUUGA
Paramecium primaurelia is the source of this 4851-nucleotide messenger RNA. The record is from the annotation of a GenBank genome assembly. Lineage: Eukaryota; Ciliophora; Oligohymenophorea; Peniculida; Parameciidae.